AUGCCGACUCGCAUCUUCAAGAACUGGGUGGCUGUGAGCGAGAACGACUCGAACCCUGCCGAGUCCAACCCUCCACAACUUCGACUUCCUAACGCCCCGGCCUUUGGCAAGAGUGUGGCAACCCAGGUUAACCCCCGUUUCGAACUUCUACUUCCUGGCGAGCCAAUCGCCAUCGAUAUUGAAUUCCAAGACUUCAAGAACAAGGACACUGGCUUCCGCUGGCGCCACCGCCUUGCGUGGUUCGCUGCAUUGAACACUAGGGGAGAGACGGUGUUGGAUGUCUUCGUGCAGUACCCGCCUGACGAGGAUACCGAAUUCCAGCUACCACGCGCGAAAGGCAAGACCUUCGGGGUAACCCGCCAGCUACUUACUCUCAAGAAUGGCGCUGUCAAAGCCGCAGUCGUCGAGCCCAUGUGUGAAGCCCUCUUCCGUGGCCGUCCGGUGGUCCUUCACGGCGGUCAACACGAUCUCACGGCGUUUCAAUAUUGCAACCCCUACCAGGGCGCCACGGCCGUCUUCGACACUCAGCGUCAGUGGGCUGGUGACUCCCAGAUACCUGAAGAGAGCAGAGCGAAGCCAGGACUUGCAAUUCUGGCCCAAUCGGUUCUGGGUCGAGUCGUUCAGGCAAACGGUGCUCACAGCCCGGUAGAAGAUGCCCACGCCACCAUGGUCCUUCACCUCAUGAAGGGCCCUUACGAUCGCGAGGCGGAGGCGAAGAAGUGGAAGGGUGUCUGGGAGACUCAGCAGACGCAGCAGGUGCCAUACCCCUUGCCUACCAUCAACCAGAACUUCAACCAACACUCGACGCGCGGAAACCACACUGUGAGCGGCUCUCGCGGCGGUCACCAGGUCAUCAAUACCAGCAGCGGCCAGAACGGCCAGAUCGUCAGCUUCAAUGGCAACAUCACUCACAACCACGUCGAAGUGAAGAACUUCUAUUCCACAGUCGCUGCUCGUGGUCAUCAGGCUGCCACCCGUGCGCGCGCUGGACGUGGUGCGAGUCGUGGAGUUUCUCAGGGUCGCGGAGCUUUCCAAGGCGCUGUUCGUGGUGGUGGGCUUCAAGGUGGUGCUAGCGACAAGCUGAACCAGUGGUAG
Cercospora beticola is the source of this 1095-nucleotide messenger RNA. RefSeq lists its product as uncharacterized. The record is from RefSeq and is a predicted model, not a curated record. Gene Ontology annotation, molecular function: nucleic acid binding. NCBI's taxonomy places the organism in Eukaryota, Fungi, Ascomycota, Dothideomycetes, Mycosphaerellales, Mycosphaerellaceae.